Didymodactylos carnosus is the source of this 864-nucleotide messenger RNA. Lineage: Eukaryota; Metazoa; Rotifera; Eurotatoria; Philodinida; Philodinidae. The record is from the annotation of a GenBank genome assembly.
AUGAAAGAAUUCCUAACGUUCCAGCCUUCAUCUGCACCGGUAUCCACUCAAUUGGCUGCACAACUACCUGGAUUUUUAUAUGAAACUGAUAAGGAUAGAAAUUCCCACGACGAUUCGUUAUCACCACCUGUUACAACAACAAGAAUGGUCGAUUUGCCAUCUGAAUCCGUUCAACAAAAAUCAUUAACUACAACCGCUAAAGUUGGCUUAUUAAUUGAUCAAGACAGGGUAAAAUUUGAUCCGCAAUCAAAAGUGUUUAAUGUUCGCUCGUUGGAUGAUAAAAAUAUCUAUUAUAUUCACAUGAGAGAUCCGAAGCGUCUAUUUAAAUGUUCAUGCCCAAAUAUGCAGCAAUCAUGUUCACAUGUGAGUAUGCCGUUUCCUUAUCGUGUAUCACGUCACUUUUUGGGAAUCUUUCAGAUUACAGCGGUGAAAGUGGUAUUAGGUGCAUAUGUAAAUGAAAAACCGACAAAAGUUAAUAUGGAACAAGAAAGAAAACGAAAGAAUAAAGAAGAUAAAAUUGGAGUAGGAGGGAAGAAAAGACCACGACGAACUGAUAAAGAAGCAAAUAAAAUUUAUUUAUCAAAAUCAAUCUCCGAACACAUCAAUAAUAAUACAACAUUGUCUUCGACAUUAGCAACAACCGUUUUAGAAACACCUUUACAGGAUAUUACAAAUCGCAUUUCAUCAUCGUCACCAUUAACACGUCACGAUUAUUCAUCAACUCGAAGUAUUAUACUGGUGCCGUCACAACAAAAGCCAGCCCAUCCAUGCAUCAAUACAACAUCAUUCGCACCAACAACAAAUCGAAACACUUUUCAAACACCUCAAUUUCCUGUAUUAUAUACUCUCGUUCAUAAAACAUAA